AUGUCGGACGCGGGCUUCCUCCCCUCCCCUUCUACCCCCCCACUCGACCACUGCGACUUCAGCGACUGGUCUCCUUCCUUCUCCAUCAUCCCGUCCGUCUACCUGCUGGCCUUCCUGGUCGGUUGCCUGGGCAACGGCCUGGUGCUGUGGGCCUACCUGGACCGGGCCGACGGGAGGGGAACUGGAAAACGCUGUUGCAUCCUCAGCCAGCAGAACACAAGCAGCGCGGGGAAGACGGAAAACCGUGGCUCUUCCUCCUCUCGCUCCUCCGCCUCGUCCUCUUCUCACCCCUCCACCCCCCGCCCCCCCCGCUCUCUGACAGACUCGCUCAUCGCCAGCUUGGCGUUGGCCGACGUCUGCUUCCUCGUCACUCUCCCUCUGUGGGCCGUCUACACGGCGAAGGGCUACCACUGGCCUUUCGGGCGACCCCUGUGCCAAAUCAGCAGCUUCCUCACCGCGCUCAACAUGUACGCCAGCGUGUUCAGCCUGAGCAUGCUCAGCGUGGAGCGCUACUGGGUGCUGACCGGACGCCGGCACUCCAGCCACCGCGCCCCGCGGAGGUGCCCCGGCAGGGCUUUGUGGAUACUUGGAGGGGUGUGGGUGCUGGCGGGGGUGCUGGCACUUCCCGCUCUGCUCCUGCGCUCAGUCAAGGAGGUGGAGCUCGACACCGAAUCCGAUUACGACUGGCGGCCGGAGCCGGUUCAUCCGACGCCCGACUCCGGAUCGCUGUUCCUCUCCUGCCAAAUGGAUUACUCCCCGCUGGUCGGAGCGGAGGUGGAGGAGGCCGAUCGAGAGCAGGCGGAGAGGUGGUGGGGGGCCGCGCUGAGUGUGAAAUCAACUCUCAUCGGCUUCCUGCUUCCUCUUGUCAUCUUGCUGGUCUGCUACUGCUCAUUGGCCCGGCUCCUAAACAGACAUUUUGGGCGGGGCCCGCGUCCUGACCGAAGGCGCCAGCGAAGACUCCUCAGGGUCAUCGUCACUUUAGUGAUGGCUUUCUUUCUGUGCUGGCUGCCUCUGCACGUCAAUAAGACGGUUGCCAUGCUGCUGGAGUUUGGUUUAGUCCCGUACUCCUGCUCUCUGGAUCAGAUCUCACUGGCUGCUCAGCCGUACGUCACCUGUUUAGCUUAUCUCAACUCCUGCCUCAACCCCCUCCUGUACGCCGCAUGUGACCCGUCGUUCCGGAAGAGGUGCAGACGAGCUCUUCUCCUGCUGUGCAGGACGAACAGGAGGGGAAGAGGAGGAGGAGCGCGAGAGGGAAGGGCGGGAAAGAAGGAUGAAGAAGAGAAAGAGGAAAGGAGUUCAGCUUUUCCGUCGAGAACACAGGAGGAAACAGCAGAGAAGACGGAGGGAGAAGAGGAAAUGGCUGGUGCCGUGACUGCUGAGAUUACUGCUUGAAAUGUAGGAAUCGUGUCUAAUUUCACAUCGUGGAACCAGGACAUCAAGCAAAGCCUGUGUGAUAUAAUUUUUCACUAUUUCAGUUUGAGAUUAUCAACAAUAGUGGCCCAAACUCAAACUGGAAAAGUUUCAGAGAUCAAUAGUUUUAAAAUACACAUCCUAAUCAAAUAAACAUCUAUGAUUCUAGAGAACAAAUUCCAAUCCCUGAUUUCAGAGAAAACAUUCCAAUCCCCAUAUUUUCCCAAAGGAACAUCCACCACUUCCUAAAAGUGGAUCAUCUUGCCAGAACAGCAUUUUCUCAUGCCAUCUGAUCUGUUUCUAUAUUGUGUACUAUAUAUACUCUCGGUGUUUACUGACUCUUUUUGCA
Pseudoliparis swirei is the source of this 1759-nucleotide messenger RNA. RefSeq names its product apelin receptor 2 (gene aplnr2). Lineage: Eukaryota; Metazoa; Chordata; Actinopteri; Perciformes; Liparidae. The record is from RefSeq and is a predicted model, not a curated record. Gene Ontology annotation, cellular component: membrane. Gene Ontology annotation, biological process: immune response; G protein-coupled receptor signaling pathway. Bases 1 to 1392 code for a protein of 463 amino acids. Gene Ontology annotation, molecular function: G protein-coupled receptor activity. The transcript has a single exon.